CUCAUCCGAUCCCAAAUGGCAGUAUUGAGCUGAACAUCCACGGAAGGACACUGGUAAACGCGAGAAUAAUCAACCAUCUUAUGAAAAGAAAAGUUGAAAGAAGAGAAUAUAUCUUGCUUUCCGACUUUAUUUGCAUGAUAAAAUAAGGUGAGGGCAGCCAACAUUGGUACCCCCCGCCAAAUCAUCGGAGGCGUUGAGGUAUACUUUGCUACCAAAAGUUAGUACUGUGUGACUCGCGCAGAUACGGUGAGCUAGCUGAACGGACUCCGAGCAGACGACAGACCACGCAUGCUGGUUCUUCAUCAGCCUUGUAUUGGUCUCACUUGACGCAUUGUUUCGACCGCUUUCAUUGCCGCUGGACGCGCUGAUCACUUCUCCAGUUUUACUCACUAUCAUUAGGCUUGGGGACUUUUAUCCUUUGAGAUAACUUUAUCUAUGGUUCAGUACUGAUUAUUUUGGACCUUUCUUCGAUUGGUGUGAAUCAUUGGAAAUCCUUAUCGACCUUCCUUACAGCUUCUUUCACACGUACGGAUUCUUCCUGUAAUUUUUCAGCGUCUUUAGGAGAGGUUCUCCUGAACUGUCGCUAGAUCGAGGGACACGCCGCUAGCUUUCUUUCUCCCGUCUCGUGACCUUCCCCGGGCUGUUGCCGGCGGAAGAUUCGACCAGCAAUCGCUAUGAUGGAACACUCACUCUAUGGUCCGACCAGCGCUUCAAUGCUCCACCACUACCCCGGUACUAUCCCGAGCCCCGCGCAUCAAUCGCACUAUCAGAGAUCACUGGGCGGAUCCGGGAUGUCGCUACCCAGCAUGCCCUACCACUCGGCUGCAUCAGGGGGUGUCCACCACCCCCAUCAAGCCCCUUCCCACCACACCCAAUACCAGGACUGGAGCGUGGCGGCUUCGGCAGCAGGGUCACGUGGACUCCACUCCGGGGGCGUUGCCCCCCACACACCAGCUUACCGCAUAUACCCCUCCGCGCACCACACCCCAACACACUCCGACUACAUCUCCACACACGACCUGGACAUUCUCAAGUCAUCGGGGACUGGGAUUGGAGGAGGAGGCGGAGGGGGUGGUGGAGUAGGGGGAGGAUCACCCCCUGUCACCGCAUCCAGUCCGCCAAUCGUGUCGCCCACGGCACUGGGACAUCACCAGCAAACAACAAAUUGUGCAGAUGAUCUCACGAUAAAAGGCAGUCCAGAUAGCAACGGGAACGUACCCGGAGAGCAGGGAGGCUACAAGCAGCUCGACCUAACAGCCAAACCUCGUAAAGAAAGAACGGCAUUUACCAAGGAGCAGAUCAGAGAACUAGAGAAUGAAUUCAACCAUCAUAACUACUUGACAAGACUUCGACGAUACGAGAUCGCUGUCACACUCAACCUUACCGAGAGACAGGUCAAAGUCUGGUUCCAGAACCGUCGCAUGAAAUGGAAACGCUGCAAAGGAGCCCGUGAACGCGAAUUGGCCGAGAAACGUCUGCAAGCUAUGGAAGUCAAAUUGGGAUUACCACCCGGAAGCUCUAGUGGACUCAACAAUACACUUCCGGGUAACCUGGCCAACGCAAGCAGCAUAGUGUCGAACCACAGUACUGAUAGCGCGUGCGGUUUGGACAACGGUUCAGACGCGAGUAAUUACGGCGGUUCGGAUAAUGGGGAUCCAAAUAGUCCGCCUCAUCAUCGAUUAGACAUAAAGGAAGAUUAUGACUGAGUCUGGAUUUUUACAUCCCCUCCAAAGGACAUUUAGUGAGAGGCGUGAUAUCCAGUGCAAAUAUUAUCAUGCCAAGACUCUUUGUUUUAUAAUAGUACUUCACAGGGUUUAAUGUAGACAUUAUGCAUGGUAAGAAGAGAAUGUCUUGCGAUUUGCGACUAUUUGUGGAAGGACCUACGAGUUUGUGUUGAUUGAAGCUUUAGUAUGAAAUUCUGUAAGAGGACCUACCAAUAAAAUGAAGACCUAAGUGAGCGGUGAAAGUCAUGGCAACUGUUGAGAUGACAGUGGAUCGAAAGACGGACCUGUAUGCGUCUUGUACGAUGUUGUUUUUUUAAUUCUGAAGAGAAAUUAUAGCUUUUAGCUCAAUGGUUCGACCAUCAUGCAUGUUAAAGAGAAACAAUCCAAACAGUACAUCAAGUAAUCGUAGUUAAAUCAACUGUACUCCAAUCCAGUACUAGCUAUCGGGAAUGGGAAUUAUAGGUAUUCGUCGUUCUUUGUUUUCCAACAAAAUGGUUUAUUGUUUUUAUUGGAAUCUGACAUUAUUUGUUAUAAUAUUUUAACUUUUCAGAGGUUGCAAAGAGGAGGAGAAAGACAACAGUUUUUCUUGUUUUCUUUCUUCAAUCUACCGUUUGCCUCAGUAAUAUUAAAGGUAAACUUUGGAUGCAAAAGUGAUACUUAUUUUGCCCAAUAAUGUCCUUUAUAUAAAAAAAAAACAGGAACAUUGUGGUUCCUGCUUGAUACAUGGAUUCUCAGUCCUGAAAUGAAUUUGACUAGUUUAAAUAUGUUUAGUAAAGAGGUUUUUACUGUAAUGUUCAGCCCGUUACAAAGACAACAACUAAGUUGAAAGGACGAUUAAACAACAAUUAUAUACAUGUAUUUUUUUUUCUCUGUUAGCCAUGAUGUAUGGAGUUUUUGAAGGCCGUUGAAGUUGAAGGCUGAUGUUCAUAAUGGCGUAUAGAAUGAUUUUACAGCCAACUACUAGCAUAAUUGAUUAUAUCGCAUUGUCGCCUGCACAAAUUGAUGGUACUUAAAAAAGGAAUGAAUAAUAUUUCAAUCCAUUUUCUCCUAUAUGAUAUAGUACUAUCGGAAACAAUUAAAGUACUUUUGUUUAGUUAUUUGAUUUUUUUGUAGAUUCCAAUCACUUGUUAAAAGGUGGAGAACUAAACUGUCAUGAGUUAUCAAGAGCUAAUUUUGACAAAAUAUCUGCUGAAAUAUUCAGAGAUAUACUCGGUAGUUGAGCCUUAUGAAAUACUUUUCUCGCUUUCUCAUCACCAUUUCAAGAUUCGAUCUUGUAUGGUCAAAUUUUUACAUGUUUUAAAGAUUUAGGGGGGGGGGGUAAACUGGAAGGUAUGGUGAGAUGACCAUUUAUCAUUGUGUCAAGCUGUCUUCUUUUGUAGAAACAUUGUUUCCUAAAAUCCUCUCAUUCUCAAGUUGUUCUAUUAACGCUUUUUGUUUUGUUUUCAUUUUUCUUUCAAUAUACCCCUGCGACAUGACUGUAUAGCACACAAAAUUAACAUAAAUUUUCAUUGAAAUUUGUUCUUUCUUUCAUUUCUUGUAUAAAGCUUUACAUGUUGAACAGAAUUCUUGUGAGUGUGACUAUAGCCCAGAAAACAUGACCAAAAUCUUUCCGACGAUGAAGGUCUACGUUUUGUCUUAUUAUUUUUUGUGCAAACUUUCAUCACUUUAAAUGAUUCGUAUGGAUAUUGUUUGACAUCCUCAGAUGCGCUAGUACGUCGUCUCCACUUUUCCACAGAUCCACUUUUUCACCGAGGAUAUAGUACUUAAAAGUUGACCAUUUAUAUUAUUGUUGAUGUAACAUGAAGCUUAGUAGGAGACAAGCUUUAUUGAACGUGUCAUGACAUAACAUUAUGAAAACUAUGUCGCGCCCUCUUUGUUAAAGUAAAAAGGAUAUCAUGCUUUUAGCCAUGAAAUCAUCGAAAUAUAGGCAAAUAUCUUGUUCAGAAAUUCACAUCAAUCUUGACAUGUGGAACGUUUAAUGAAUUCAAUCUUUAGUCAAGACUUCAUUAGGUGAUCGAUUUUUGUGUGUGCGUAAUCAAUGAAAUUUACUCUUGCCUGACAUGACAACGAAAAUAUAAAUCAUGUACAAUAUACAUGUGGCUGUUAGGAUUUCCAUAACGGGUAAGAAAGUUUGUGACAGGAAUCCUGUUACAUUUUAGUUACUUACGGUUUUUUUAAUAACGUAGAACAGGGAUGAAGAUUUGUUCUGCUAUCUUUUAUUUUUCAACCUCGGCACAGUUGAAAGUGUCGUCAAUUAAAAUGGGAGAAAAAUUGAACAAUGUUUGAAAUUUUCAAGGAAUAUAUAGGUACGGCGAGGUGGUUCUUGUGUAUAUGAAACUGGAUAUAGCGAUGUAAAAUGUAUUGUACAGUAAUUAUUGUCGUCCAGACUAGGACUUAUUGUUUAUACAUUUACCAGUUGUUUGCUGUUUGACAUAUGUUUUUGUUCUAAUAGUGAUGAUAAAACAUGAUGUUGGAAAUAAAAGUUAUUAUGUGACAAUACA
This is a messenger RNA of Strongylocentrotus purpuratus (purple sea urchin), 4225 nucleotides long. Its product is annotated as homeobox protein MOX-2. Lineage: Eukaryota; Metazoa; Echinodermata; Echinoidea; Camarodonta; Strongylocentrotidae. Gene Ontology annotation, biological process: positive regulation of transcription by RNA polymerase II. The transcript has 4 exons. Gene Ontology annotation, cellular component: nucleus. Gene Ontology annotation, molecular function: RNA polymerase II cis-regulatory region sequence-specific DNA binding; DNA-binding transcription factor activity, RNA polymerase II-specific. Bases 675 to 1706 code for a protein of 343 amino acids. The record is from RefSeq and is a predicted model, not a curated record.